AUGUCCACCACCACCGCCCAACUCCCAUCCACGCAGUCCGCCGUCGCCGCACCGGCCCGGCGCGCACGACUCACCCUUACCACCGUCCCCGUACACACACCUGCCCCCGGCGAGGUCGUCAUCCGCGUCGAGUGGUGCGCCUCCUCCCCGCUCGACCUGCACAAGGCCGACGGCGGCCUGGUCGUUCCCUCGUGGCCCUUUGUCGUCGGCACGGGCGGUGUCGCGGGUACCGUCGUCUCCACGGCAAGCGAGGGCGACCUCAAAGGUCUCGGCGUGGGCGACAGCGUCAUAAGCUUUGCAUGGGGCAGCGAGAAAAUGGCCAACACCCAGCAGUACCUGACCGUGCCGGCCUAUCUCGUGUCCAGGAUCCCAGAGGGCAUCAGCAAGCCCGCCGCGUCGACCGUGUCGGUCAACCUGGUGACUGUCUUCCACACCGUCACGAAAGAUCUGGGUCUCGGCCUGCCGUGGCCCAUUCCGUCCGGAUGGACGCCCAAGGUCGCGGAUGCUGCCAUCUUGAUCUGGGGCGCCAGCAGCAGUGUGGGCAUGUACGUUCUGCAGGUCCUCCGUCACUGGGGGUACAGGAACCUCAUCGCCGUCUCGAGCGGUCGACAUCACGACAGUCUCAAAGACCUUGGCGCGACCGCCUGCUUCGACUACACCAAGCCUGGCGUCGAGGCGGCUAUUGUGAAGCACCUCGGCGCAGCGGGUGUCCCCUACAUCAUCGACUGCAUAGGGUCUGUCGAGGGGACAUUGCGACCGCUGAGCAAAAUCGCCCAUGACGGGACGCGUGUGGCGAUCAUGUUGCCCAUGAUCAUCAGGGAUGCCACGGAGGAGGAGGAGCCUCUGUAUGAGAGCGACACAGCCAACGUCCUUCCGGGGGAAUGGGCCGACGGUGUGGUCCUCAGAGGUGUGCGCACGCACUUUUAUCUCGAGAAUGAGUUCUUCAAGGAACGGCUCCAGUCCGAGAUUGUCCCCGCUCUGCUUGCGCAGGGUAUCGUCAAGCCAAACAACUAUCGCCUCGUGGAGGGCGUCUCGCUGCUGGAGCGAGCGCAGAAAGCGCUCGAUAUGCUGCGGCAACGGGCCGCCAGCGGAGAGCGCCUGGUCUGGGGGGUGGCGGAGGAGUGA
Messenger RNA from Emericellopsis cladophorae, 1125 nucleotides. RefSeq lists its product as uncharacterized. The transcript is spliced from 2 exons. The record is from RefSeq and is a predicted model, not a curated record. NCBI's taxonomy places the organism in Eukaryota, Fungi, Ascomycota, Sordariomycetes, Hypocreales, Bionectriaceae. Gene Ontology annotation, molecular function: oxidoreductase activity, acting on NAD(P)H. The coding region runs from base 1 to 1125 and encodes 374 amino acids.